Arabidopsis lyrata subsp. lyrata is the source of this 1552-nucleotide messenger RNA. RefSeq lists its product as uncharacterized. The record is from RefSeq and is a predicted model, not a curated record. The transcript is spliced from 10 exons. Gene Ontology annotation, cellular component: membrane. Lineage: Eukaryota; Viridiplantae; Streptophyta; Magnoliopsida; Brassicales; Brassicaceae. Gene Ontology annotation, molecular function: glycosyltransferase activity. Bases 116 to 1228 code for a protein of 370 amino acids.
CUCUCACAUGUCAAAUCCUUGCGAUUUCGAUUUCUCCUGAAACCCUAGAGAUUCUCCCGGAGUUCGGAUGCAGAUCGCCGGAAGUAAGUAAAUCUCGAAUUUUCGAGUUUUACUAAUGCCGCGCCUUCCGUCGUCUCGUCGCGGCGUCGUGUGGUUUCGAUGGAAGAUACUUACCACUCUCUCCGCCGCAUUAUGCAUCCUCGCUCUCUUCUCUUUCAACCGUCACUCUAAUUCCACUGCGACGACGACACUGUCUUCGUCUCUCUCCGUCGCGAGAUCUCGUAUCCCGCUCGUUAAAUACUCCGGCGAUCGUCCCAAACUCGCGUUCCUUUUUCUCGCUCGACGUGAUUUGCCUCUUGAUUUUCUCUGGGAUAGAUUCUUCAAGAAUGCAGAUCAGAGAAAUUUCUCAAUCUAUGUCCAUUCAAUACCUGGUUUCGUAUUCGAUGAAUCCUCCACAAGAUCACAGUUCUUCUACAAUCGCCAAUUGAAGAAUAGCAUCCAGGUAGUUUGGGGAGAAUCAAGCAUGAUUGCAGCAGAAAGAUUGUUGCUUGCAUCUGCUUUGGAGGAUCCUUUAAAUCAAAGAUUUGUUCUUUUGUCUGAUAGCUGUGUUCCUUUAUACGACUUUGGUUACAUAUACAGAUAUCUAGUUUCUUCACCAAUGAGUUUUGUAGACAGCUUCCUUGAUAAAGAUAAACGCUACACCAUGAAAAUGUUUCCUGUUAUACGGAAAGAGAAAUGGCGAAAAGGAUCUCAGUGGAUAUCAUUGAUCAGAAGCCAUGCAGAGGUCGUUGUUAAUGAUGAUACUGUGUUCCCAGUUUUUCAGAAAUUUUGCAAGCGAUCUCUACCUCUGGAUCCCCGAAAGAAUUGGCUAUAUCUUAAAAAGAGGCGACACAACUGCAUUCCUGAUGAACACUAUGUGCAAACUCUGCUAACAAUGCAUGGCUUGGAAAAUGAAAUGGAACGGAGAACAGUGACAUACACGACAUGGAACCUAUCAGCAAAAAAAGCUGAAGCUAAAUCUUGGCAUCCUCUCACUUUCACAUCUGACAAUUCCGGGCCAGAGGAAAUAGAAGGAAUAAAGAAAAUCAACCAUGUGUAUUAUGAAUCGGAGUAUCGAACAGAAUGGUGCAGGGCAAAUUCAAAACCCGUCCCAUGCUUUCUGUUUGCGAGGAAGUUCACUAGAGGAGCCGCAAUGCGUCUUUUGAGUGAAGGAUUAUUAGAAUCAUAAAUAGAUACAACAACCUUUUAGAUGCAAAGAAAAGGUAAGCACAAAGGUUUUAUACAACUAAGAAAGAAGAAACCAAGAUUGACACCAGAAAAGAAAAAAAGUUAACUUAGAAUAUACAGGUGAAGCAUAAAAGAUAGUACAUUAAUCGAUCAUAUGACAGCAGUUUAGUACAAAGUACAAACUAUAGUCUAUACAUCCUUCAUGGAUAUUUUUAAUGGUAUUUAAUUAUUUAUAUGUUUUAUAAAAUGGCAAUUCAUGAAAUUCUUGUAGAGAAUUUAUAGUACAGAUGUUUUGGGGAAAUAAUUCCAUUGUUCUAGACUUUCA